Mytilus trossulus (common blue mussel) is the source of this 2331-nucleotide messenger RNA. RefSeq lists its product as uncharacterized. Bases 37 to 2331 code for a protein of 764 amino acids. The transcript has 2 exons. Lineage: Eukaryota; Metazoa; Mollusca; Bivalvia; Mytilida; Mytilidae. The record is from RefSeq and is a predicted model, not a curated record.
GGUCAUUAGACUGUGAACCAGAAUAAAAUACAAGACAUGCCACCAAAGCACAAACUAUCUACCAGUCAUGAGUAUUUCAAGAAAAAGAAAAGAAGGAAAAUGUGUCCAGGGUGUGGAGGAGAAUUUGUCGAUAGACAUUUUGAAAACCAUAAAGUUGAAUAUUUCUGGGACAACAAAUGGAAGUGUAGCAAGUCAAAAAAAUCAAAACAAGAAGAAACUAGUUAUCAGGAAGUACCAGCAGAACACACUUUAUCUGGAAUGCACCAGGAAAACCAUUGUGAAGAACCAAGCACCUCUGGCGUUAAGCAACCUUGGGCUCAUACGCAAUCAAUGAUAGAAGUGAAACGCAGGUUCAAAGAUCACUUACGAAGCCUCAGUGGAAGUGAAACCUAUCCAGAAUCUGACAAUGAGGAUGAGGAAUUUUGGUCUAAUGUAACUUUAAACGAUAUUGAUAUGGAUAUUGAAAAUGAAAACAUUCACGAAAUCCAAGAGAAAAAACAGCAGACGGACUUUGAUACAGCAAAAACAGAGAUGAUCAAGUCAACAGUUGCAAUAUUUCAGUCCAUUUGCAUUUUUCUUUGCUGUUGGCAAUCAUUUUAUAUAAUUACAGAUACUGCCUUAAGUAGCAUUUUGUCGUUUUUAUCCACAGCAUUUAAACAUCUUUCUGCUGAAAAUGUUGCACUAACAGGUGUUUCAUCAAUAUUUCCCUGCUCAGUGUAUAUGUUGUACAAAAAUCUCGGCAUGAAAAAAGACAAUUUUUCGAAAUACGUGAUAUGCAAGAAAUGUUUCACUUUGUACAACUAUGAAGACUGUAUAAUACUAAUUGAAGGGGAAACGUCUUCAAAGAAAUGUUCGAAUGUUAUGUUUCCAAACCAUCGACAAAUUGCUAGACGAAAUCAAUGUGGUGAACCAUUACUGAAAUCUGUGAAACUAAAGAGCGGAGACAUAAAGCUAUACCCAUAUAAGACCUAUUGUUACAAAUCUGUGAAAGAAUCACUAUCUACAAUGGUAAAACAGAAAUAUUUCGAAGAUAAGUGUGAAGAAUGGAGACACAGACGACAGGAACCAGGAGUUAUGACAGACGUGUAUGACGGAAAAAUUUGGAAAGAGUUUGGAGAAGACAAAAAUCAACACUUUUUGAAAACUGAGAGAAAUUACGGUCUGAUGCUAAAUCUUGACUGGUUUCAACCAUUCGAUCAUGUUCGAUAUUCUGUUGGCGUCAUCUAUGCUGUUGUGUUGAAUUUGCCACGAGAAGAAAGAUUCAAACUGAAAAAUGUGUUUCUAGUUGGCAUUAUUCCGGACAUGUCUGGCGAACCAUCAGUCCAAACAUUUAUUAAACCAUUUGUCGAAGAAAUGAAAAUUGCUUGGAGUACCGGAUUUUCUAUGCGGUCACACAACAAUCCGAAGAAAGAUGCAAGUUUUAAAUUAGCGUGCCUUUGUGUUGGUUGUGAUAUACCUGCCACGAGAAAAUUAUGUGGGUUUUUAGGGCAUGGUGCAACACUAGGGUGCUCCAAAUGCACCAAAAAGUUCCCUGGAGAAGUUGGGAAAAAAAAUUAUGGAGGCUUUGAUGUACCCAAUUGGAUAUCUCGCUCUUUACCUGACCAUCUUCAUAACCUCGAGAGAAUUAAAGAAGCUACAACAAAAACAGACAAAGAAAACAUAGAGAGUCAAUUCGGCAUUAGAUAUUCACCUUUAUGUGAACUUGAUUACUUUGAUCCGAUUCGUAUGUCUGUUAUUGAUCCGAUGCAUAAUUUAUACCAAGGAACCGCAAAAAAAAUGAUCAAACUUUGGUCAGAACUUAAAAUUCUAGAAAGUGAUAAAUUAAAAAUUAUUGAAAAGCGUGUUGACUCUGUUUCUGUUGCAGCUAAUGUCGGCAGCCUUCCCAGAAAAAUAGCUACAUCAUUUGGCGGUUUCACAGCUGAUCAGUGGAAAAACUGGACCAAUGUCUUUUCUAUAUUUGCAUUAAAAGGUGUAAUACCAUCUGAAGACUUAGAGGUGUGGCGGAAAUUUGUUCUUGCCAGUCGGUGCAUCACAACAAAAACAAUAACCACUGUAGAUAUACUUAAGUACGAAAAACUAAUUUUGGAGUUUUGCGCCGGAUUUGAGAGGAUCUAUGGGGAUACAAAAGUUACUCCAAACAUGCAUCUUCAUUACCACAUGGCAGAUUGCAUUCGAGAUUAUGGGCCUAUUUACUCUUUUUGGCUAUUCAGCUUUGAGAGAUACAAUGGUCAUCUUGGAUCGUUACCGAACAAUAGCAGAUCAAUUGAACUUCAAAUCAUGCGACGUUUUCUUCGAGAUUCAUUCGUUAAUUGCCUACAAGUACCAUCUUAA